Messenger RNA from Rotaria sp. Silwood2, 2760 nucleotides. Lineage: Eukaryota; Metazoa; Rotifera; Eurotatoria; Philodinida; Philodinidae. The record is from the annotation of a GenBank genome assembly.
AUGUAUUCUAUUUUUGUAUGUCUGUAUUUUAUUUUAAAUCUUGUUAAUAUAUCUUCUUCAACCACAAGAACAAUAAAAACAACAUUACCUCCUUUAGUUCAAUCAAAUCAUACGCCUUUAAUAACUCAUUUUCUUGUUUUUUCAUCAAAUUCAGAAACAGUUAUAAGAUUUGAACCAAAAAAUGGUUGGAUAUUAAAUGAUGAAAAAAAAAUUCGUCUUUAUUUAAGUGGGCUUAAUCUUCAAAAAAGUUCACUUGUUUUUUCAGCUUCAGUUAAUAAAUGCACUUUAAAUGAUUAUAUAUCACCUAUUUAUUCUUUGUCAUCAACAUCAAUUAUUGAGAUAGAUGUUGAACUUCAAAGUAUAUCAAAAUCUCAUUCACUGGUAUAUAUUUGUCUAUUAACAUCAUCGAAUACAUCAUUAUCUUUAUUAAAUAACAAUAAUAAUCAUAAUAAUGAAUUACAUAAUGUAGCACAAUUAGAAGGUGUUUAUUUUACUUUUGUAAGAGAAAAAAGUCGAUUACCAUUUUCAGCUAAAAUAUGUUUAAUUCUUAUGUUAUUUAUUGUGUCGGGUUUUUUCAGCGGUAUGAAUUUGGGUUUAAUGUCAAUGAGUGUUAAUGAUUUAUGUUUAAUAGCUGAAUCAGAAGAUACGGCACUUCGUUAUUAUGCUCGACGUGUUUUACCAUUAAGAAAACGUGGCAAUUAUUUAUUAUGUUCAAUUGUCUUAGCAAAUGUUUUGGUUAAUUCAUUAGGUACGGUUUUACUUGAUUCACUUGUACAUGGUUUAUUUGCUGUUAUUGUUUCAACAAUAAUGAUUGUUUUAAUGGGUGAAAUUAUUCCUCAAGCUAUUUGUUCUCGUUAUGGAUUAGUUAUUGGUGCACAUACACAUGUUAUAACAUGGAUAUCGAUGAUUAUAACUGGAAUUAUUUCAUAUCCAUUAGGUUUUAUUCUUGAUAAAAUACUUGGACAAGAAGUUACUGCAUCCUAUACACGUGAUCAAAUAGCUGUAAUGUUGACACGAAUUAAUGCAGAUAUUGAAAAACCAGAACUGGACGUUAUUACAGGUGUACUUUCAUUACGCAAGAAAACUGCUAAAGAAGCUAUGACAUGGUUACCAGAUGUGUUCAUGCUUGAUAAAGAUCGUAAAACAGAUGCUGAAUUAUUACUUGAAGUUCAUAAACACGGUUUUUCACGUAUUCCGGUUUAUUCAUAUGAUAAAUCAAAUGUUAUUGGUAUCGUUAAAUUACGAGAUUUUGCAUUGAUUACUCCUGAACAAUAUCAUUUAACAGUUAAACAUCUAAUGGAAUUUCAUACUCAUCCAUUUGGUUAUGCAAAAACAACAGAUUCAUUAUAUCAUUUAAUGCAAGAAUUUCUUGAAUCUCGAUGGCAUAUUGCUCUUGUACAAGAAUUGCGUAAUGAAGAAGAUAAUCUUGAUCCCGUGUAUGCAACUGUUGGUGUUAUUACACUUGAAGAUGUGAUUGAAGAAAUGCUUCAACGAGAAAUUAUUGAAGAAGCUGAUUUCUUUACUGAUAAUCGUCGUAAAAUCCAACGCAAAAGAGCAAAAACAAUGGAUUAUACUGCAUUAGUCAAACGACCUGUUAAAGAUGUUCAACAAUUUACAUCAGGUUUUAUUUCUCAAGAAAUUUUAAAAGUUCUUCUUAAUCAUAAUAUAUAUGCCAUGAUAAAAAAUCAAGCUAAUCAAAAAACAAAUUCAAUUUAUUUAUAUAAAAAAGGUUUUCGUUAUGAAUUAUUUACAUUAGUUAUGCAAGGAAAUGCAAUAUUAGAAUCUGGUGUUGAACAUAUAAUGUCAACAGUUGGAUCAUUUUGUUGUUUUGCUGCAUCAGCAUUACUUGCAGAGAAAAAAACUGUAAAAGAUGUUCAUCAAUUUCUUGAUAAUUUAUUUACAAUAAAUUCAAAAACUAAUAAUACAACAAAUUUACUUGAUGAAAUUUCAUCAAUAUUUAUUCCAGAUUAUAAUUUAAUUGUUAAUAGUGAAUUACAUGUUUUACAAAUUCAUCGCCUUGUUUGGUUAGCUGCUGUGCGUGCAACACAACGACAACGUAGUAAUGAUCCCUAUUAUAGACGUAUGCAUCCUGAACAAUUAUUAUCAAAUUCACUUGAUGAAAUUUCAUCGAUAACUAAUAUACCAAUUGAUAAAACAAAUUUAACAAAUUUUCAACGUAUAUUUCGUAAUGAAAAAGAUUUAACACGAACAGCAAAUGGCAUUGGACAUAGAAAUACUCAAACAUCAUCAUCAGUUUUUGAAGCUAUUCAUUCACUAGGAACAGGUGAUACAAUAAAUACAAUUGAAAUCAACCCAGACCAAAUCAUUCAUGCUAAUGGGCAUAUUUCAUUUGAACAACAAACACCAUCAUCAAAAACAAUUAUUUAUAAUCCACUCUUAUUAAGUAUACCGAGUUGUGAUGAAACAGUCGGAAAUGGAAUUUGUAAUGGAAAUUAUCAUAAUUUAACUAAUUCAAAGGAUACUGGGUUUAAUUCAAGCAUGCAUAUUGAUAGAAUGUUUGAUGAUGCAGAAGAUCAUACAAAAGAUGAUGAACAUGAACAAAGACAGAAACAUUUAAUUGAUGAAAUUCGUCAUACAAAUAGUACGUCAGAUAUUUUGAAUCAAACAACAACAUUUCAUCAGCUUUCACAAGCUCAUUCAGAUACAAAUCUUCAAAUAAAUCUUUCAUCUCUUUCUCAAAAUGAAAUUUUCAAUAAAAGCUAUAAUGAUGCUAUAAAAACAAUUAAUGAAACAAAAUAA